Messenger RNA from Drosophila hydei, 1951 nucleotides. Its product is annotated as alkylated DNA repair protein alkB homolog 8. The record is from RefSeq and is a predicted model, not a curated record. Gene Ontology annotation, biological process: tRNA wobble uridine modification. Lineage: Eukaryota; Metazoa; Arthropoda; Insecta; Diptera; Drosophilidae. The transcript has a single exon. Gene Ontology annotation, cellular component: nucleus; cytoplasm. Gene Ontology annotation, molecular function: tRNA binding; S-adenosylmethionine-dependent methyltransferase activity. The coding region runs from base 40 to 1854 and encodes 604 amino acids.
CUUACUUUUUUGGUAUUUUUUAGACCCACUCUGGACGAGAUGCACAUUGAGCAAAAGACAAACAAAGCGAAAAAGGCAGAGAAAAAACAACGGCGCAGCUUGGCAAUAAUAAAAGCCGACUGUAAUGUCUCACAAAGUGACUCGCCAACGCUCUACCUGGCCAUACUCAACGUGGGACUUAGCAAUGGACUCACCGAAGAAGCGCUGCUAGCCGCAGCAGCUGCAACAGGCGGUCAGGUGUCUCAGGUGCUCAUGUUGCCUUCGAAAUCAUAUUGUUUUCUUAUGUGUACAACAUUGGCGGACUCGCAGCUUGUUUACGAUGGCAUGCAUAAUCGGGCAACCAUUGGUCAGAAAGGUGCCGUUGCCUACCUCAGCUAUUUGUUAGAAUUGCCACAGCAAAGAGAGGAAAACGGUUGGCAAAAGUCACUGCCCGACGGACUUGUGCUACUCCAGAACUUCGUCAGCGAAGCAGAGGAGGCAACGCUGCUGCAGGCAGUUGCUGCUGGUGCUGCCAGCAUAGCAGACAGUCUAAAGCACAGGCAAGUCAAGCAUUUUGGCUAUGAGUUUCUCUACGGCAGCAACAAUGUGAAUCCGUUGCAACCCCUCGAGCAGGGUAUUCCAGAUGCUUGUGAUUUUUUGUGGCAACGUUUAGAGUUGCCAACAUUUGAGCCGCCCGAUCAACUGACUGUUAAUGAGUAUGAACCAGGGCAAGGUAUACCGCCGCAUGUGGACACACAUAGCGCCUUCAAGGAUCCCAUACUGUCGUUAUCCCUGCAAUCUGAUGUUGUCAUGGACUUUCGUCGCGGAGCGCAGCUGGUUCAUGUGCUGUUGCCACGUCGUUCGCUUCUUGUCAUGUCGGGGGAAUCGCGGUACGAUUGGACUCAUGGCAUCAGACCAAAGCAUAUUGAUGUGCUGGCCACUCCAUCGGGCAGUCUGACAACGCAGGUGCGUAGUAAGAGAACCUCUCUUACUUUCAGGCGUCUGCGUCGUGGUCCUUGUGAUUGCCAAUUUCCCACGCUAUGUGAUACGCAGCAGACAACAACUCCCCAAGAGGUGUGUGAAAAGCUAGCAACCCAUGCCAGCCACCUGGAGCAACAGAAUGUGCAUGAAGUCUAUGACAAGAUUGCCAAUCAUUUUAGCGAUACGCGUCAUACACCCUGGCCACAAGUAGCUGAGUUUCUAAACUCCUUUCAGCCACAAUCAGUGCUGCUGGACGUGGGCUGUGGCAAUGGCAAGUAUUUGGGCUGUAAUCCUCAAUUACUGUCAAUAGGCUGUGAUCGUUCGCUGGGUUUGCUUGGCGUGGGAAACGCGCGUGGUCAGAACGUCUUUCGUUGCGAUUGUUUGCAACUGCCGGUUCGGAGCUCCAGCAUCGAUGGAUGCAUUAGCAUUGCGGUCAUUCAUCAUCUGGCUAGUAGUGAACGGCGGCUAACAGCACUACGUGAACUUACACGCGUGCUGCGUCCAGGUGGACGUGCUCUCGUCUACGUGUGGGCCAAGGAUCAGCGGAAGAAUGACAAGAAGUCAACGUAUUUAAAACAAAAUACAGCCGUCAAUAAGGAGCGCACCACGGAGCAGGCGCAGCGUCAGAAACUUGCACAACAACUGGAAGGCAUGGAUCAGCAGUUGCCAGUUUCUUUGCCAGUGCAUACGAAUCGAACGGAGUUCCAGCAGCAAGAUGUCUAUGUGCCAUGGAAAACCAAAGAUGAACAGCGCACAACUUUUCUACGCUACUAUCAUGUCUUCGAGGAGCAGGAAUUAGAAAAGUUGGUACAACAAAUGGAAGACGUUGUAAUAAGGAAAAGUUAUUAUGAUCAGGGCAAUCAUUGUGUCAUCUUCGAGAAGAGCAAAAAUUGAACUACGAUAGAUAAGAUUAAAGAAGACUUAGCAUUUGUAAACCUUUUCGAAAAACUAUCAUAUAAAUGCUGUACAUUUUCUUACAAAACCUGUUGAG